GAUCCGAGCGUAACAUCAUCGUAACAGACCGCACAGGAGACAGAGCCACCAACGGCAGCGACGAACAGUCCGGAGCGUGGUGGUGCUCUAUGCUAGUGCGGGUUGCAGAUCGAUCAAAGCGAGGUGCUUGUGUUCCAAAAAAUUGCUCGAUCGUUGCAUAAGAUCGGUGCAGAGUGUGCAGUGUGUGUGUGUGUCAGCGAGAGAUAGAGACCAAAACCAAAAGAAGAAAAAGAAGCUGCAAAGUGCAAAGUGAAUUUCGUGAAAAACGUGUUCAUCCAUCCAGCGACAACUCCGGGUCCAAAGGUGUACGACCGCGAGUGUGUGUGCGUGUGUAUGAUUAGCGAUCGGACAAACAAGCAAACAUAAAUGAGGUCACAGCGACUACGACAACGCACACCAUCCGUACCGUCAACAAUGGUCCGCCGUACCGGCAUGAAUGAUGCUGCGAGCAGCGACUACUACUCGGCGGCUACUAGCCACCGACGCCGAGCGACUCCAGUGGCAGUGUUGAUCCUGGUUUGCCUUACCGUGGCCACACUGCCCGUUAGUGAGGGCCGCUUCGCGCGUCGCUUUCCGUCCGACUUCCGCUUUGGCGUAGGCUCGUCCGCCUACCAGAUCGAGGGCGGAUGGAAUGCAAGCGGUAAGGGAGAAUCGAUCUGGGACCGUAUGACCCACCAGCAUCCGGAAAAGAUUGCCGACGGCAGCAGCGGCGACAUCAGCUCCGACAGCUAUCACAAUUGGCGAAGGGAUGUACAGAUGGUACGCGAGCUCGGUGUCGACGUGUACCGGUUCUCACUCUCGUGGCCACGCAUCAUGCCGAACGGAUUUGUGAACAGUGUGAACAAGGCAGGGAUCCGUUACUAUAGCAAUCUGAUCGACGAGUUGCUACGGUUCAACAUCACCCCGAUGGUGACACUCUAUCACUGGGAUCUACCGCAGCGCUUCCAGGAGCUGGGCGGUUGGACAAACCCGGAGCUGAUCGAAUACUUCCAAGAGUACGCGAAGGUCGCGUUCGAGCAGUUUGGUGAUCGCGUCAAGAUCUGGACCACUAUCAACGAACCGUGGCACGUGUGUGAGCAUGGAUACGGUGUCGAUUUUAUGGCACCGGCACUUGACUAUCCGGGCAUCGCAUCCUACCUGUGUGGCCACAAUCUACUGAAGGCGCACGCCGAGGCAGUUCACAUGUACCGACGCAUCUUCCAGCCGAAGCAGCAGGGCCAGAUCGGUAUUACGCUUGAUACCUCUUGGCCGGAGCCGGCCACCAAUUCGGAGGAGGAUCGCAAUGCGUCCGAGAUGGCGGCACAGUUUUAUCUCGGUUGGUUCGGACAUCCGAUUUUCUCGGCCACCGGUAACUAUCCGCAGCUCAUGAUCGACCGCAUCGGGGCGAUGAGCCGCCAGCAGGGUUACACCAAGUCCCGGCUACCGAGCUUCACACCGGCUGAGAUUGAGCGGAUCAAGGGUACGGCGGAUUUCUUUGGCAUCAACUCGUACACCAGCAUCCUGGUGCGCAAGAACGAUCGGAACAACUCGGCCAACUUUCCGGUUCCGUCGUUCAACCAUGACAUGGGCGUGGUAGAAUCGGCCAGUCCCGACUGGCCAUCGAGCGGCUCCGUGUGGCUUCAUGUUGUGCCGUCCGGUAUGAGCAAGCUGCUGAACUGGAUCCGACGAGAGUACAACAAUCCCCUGGUCUACAUCACGGAGAACGGUGUGAGCGAUCGGGGCGGUACUAAUGAUCUGAAGCGUAUCGAUUACUUCAACUCGUACCUGGAGGCCGUGCUAAAUGCCUUAGAGGAUGGCUGCAACAUUCAGAUGUACAUCGCCUGGAGUCUAAUGGAUAGCUACGAGUGGAAGGCCGGCUACACGGAAAAGUUUGGGCUCUAUCACGUCGAUUUCAGUAGCCCCAACCGGACACGAACACCGAAAGCAUCCGCCAAGGUGUACGCUAACAUUGUCCGGACGCACCAGAUCGAUUGGAGCUUCCGGCCAACACCAGAGGUGAUGAUACUGGCACCAUCACCCUACCAGUCGGGCAGUGAGCGGCUAAGUGUUCGAGUGCCUGUGAUCUGUCUGCUGGUUGCCUCGAUCGGAGCGCUAGUCAAAGCCCUGUUUUGCUAAUUGAUGCCACCGACAAGACCUACCUUAACCCAACCCCUUUCUGCGAUGCGUCUGUGCCUUACCACUUGUGUGCUCGCGAUUUAUUUAUAAAAUACGCUCCAUGUGAAGCGCGUCUGUGUGCCUUUUGUGAGAUAGUUAGGUUUAGAUCUAGACGUAGAAGAGAUAACCGCAUCGACGUUAUCUUCAUUGUCAAUAAACGAAACAAAUGAAUCGAAA
Messenger RNA from Anopheles darlingi, 2331 nucleotides. Its product is annotated as myrosinase 1-like. The transcript is spliced from 6 exons. The coding region runs from base 367 to 2115 and encodes 582 amino acids. The record is from RefSeq and is a predicted model, not a curated record. Gene Ontology annotation, molecular function: beta-glucosidase activity. Gene Ontology annotation, biological process: carbohydrate metabolic process. NCBI's taxonomy places the organism in Eukaryota, Metazoa, Arthropoda, Insecta, Diptera, Culicidae.